Molecule: messenger RNA, 1934 nt
Organism: Drosophila arizonae
Lineage: Eukaryota; Metazoa; Arthropoda; Insecta; Diptera; Drosophilidae
Product: serine/threonine-protein phosphatase 2A regulatory subunit B'' subunit gamma-like
Biological process (GO): microtubule cytoskeleton organization; T cell homeostasis; cortical cytoskeleton organization
Cellular component (GO): spindle; centrosome
Source: RefSeq, a predicted model, not a curated record
CGACAAGCAACCGAACAAUAAAUAAUUUCCCUUAUUCGUAUCUCUGUAAAUCUGUGAAACUGAAAUAAUCAACAACAAACAAAAACUCUCCAAGCAUCAACAUGGAACUGGAUCCGGACUUUGUCAAGGAAUUCGCUUGCCUCAAGAUCUCCACACGGGACAUAAGCGCCGAGGAGCUGGCCAAGUUCGAUGCGAAUGUGCCGCUGAAGGCACGCGCCCAGGUGAAGCACACCUCGUACAAACACGUGCCACAGUUCUUUUAUGUGCCGCCGCCACCGGAUGACAAGCUGCGGCAUUUGCUGCGGCGAGAGGCACAGUCGCUGUUCCUGCAGCAAAAGUCCGAGGAGCUGCUGAACAACGAGGAGCUGCAGCAGCUGUGGCGCCUCUUGGAGCAGCAUGUCACUGAGACGACCGCCAAGCAGCAGCUGAUCAGCUACGACGACUACUGCAGGCUGAGGUCUGCCCUCGACAAGAAGUGCCGCAAGUAUCUCACGACGUGUCUCUUCGCCCAGCUGCUCAGCGAGUCGCCCUACCUGGGCAGCGUGGAGAUCGCCUCCGUGUUCAACUACACCAUGCGCAAGGUGUGGCUGACGCAGUGUCGCAUUGGGCUCUCCUUUUACGAUGAUGUCGGCCAGGGCUACCUGCGCGAGUUCGACUUGGAGAACUACAUUGUGGAUCUGAUACCCACGCUGGGGCAGAUCUGCGAUUGCAUGGAUCCCGCCUUCGAGAAGUUCUAUGUGUGCACGGUGGUUAAGCGGUUCUACUUCUUCCUCGAUCCACUGCGCACGGGUCGUAUACGCAUUCGCGAGAUGCUGGUCUCGGGCUUGAUUCACCAGCUAAUGGAGCUGCGCGACGAGCCAAAGCCGACUGAGUUGGAGCCCGUGCAGCUAAAUCCCUUUUCCAUGCCCGCCGUCCUGGCGGUCUACGGGAGCUUCCUCAAUCUGGACCUGGAUCACAAUGGCCUGCUCAACAAGCAGGAGCUGAGCAGAUAUGGCUCAGGCACGCUCACAUCAGUGUUUAUGGAUCGCGUAUUCGAGGAGUGUCACACUUACGACGGCGAAAUGGACUACAAAACGUAUCUGGGCUUCGUCCUGGCCCUGGAGAAUCGACAGACAUCCUCCUCGUUGCACUACUUAUUCCGUAUGCUGGACGUGCAGCACACCGGCUACCUGACGAUGCAAACGCUUAAUUACUUCUUCAAGGGAAUAGAGGAGCAGCUGGCGCUUAGGUCUGCCGAGGCGGUGCGGUUCGAGGACUUCAGCAAUGAGAUAUUCGACAUGGUUACCCCCAAGGAUCCGUGCAAGAUAACACUCAAGGAUCUGAGCAAUUGCGGCCAGGCGGAGACCGUGGUAUCCAUAUUAAUUGAAUUUCAUAAAUUCUGGGCUUACGAGAACCGCGACGACAAUCCGCAGAAUGCUUAAUGGCCACAUGCCACACGACGACAACAGCAGCAGCAGCAGCAACAGCAAGAGUAGCAACAGCAGCCAGAGUAAAUACGGCAACAACAUUGAGCGAAAUUUAAUUAAAAUCCCGAACAGACAAAUAAUAUCAGUAGACACGCAUCUGCAGAAGAGUUUGGCGCUGACUUUGACUGCAGAAAGGCUCGUUCAGACUAGCUCAAAGUGAUGUGAAGCCUCUUGUCCAGUUUUCCAUUUGGCCUUUGAGUAGAGCUCGAAAAUGUUGUAGAAUUAUUCUUAGCAAACACCAUGCACUAGACACUUUAAUUAACUCAUCAUAUUUUUUACUUCAUAAUGUUAAGAGAUAAGUAUCUUAUUUUAAAGCACUGCAGCUGGCAAAUGCAAGCCAACGCAUCACUGUCAGCCCAAGACAGCAACACUGAAACACAAAUUAUUUUGUAUGUACUUAUAUAGAAGACGUGUAUAAAUUAUUUGUGCAUUGACAUUUUGCGCUCAUUAAAUUCUCAGCAAACGAAA